Messenger RNA from Mycotypha africana, 868 nucleotides. Its product is annotated as vacuolar protein sorting 55. Gene Ontology annotation, cellular component: Vps55/Vps68 complex; endosome. Bases 277 to 672 code for a protein of 131 amino acids. The record is from RefSeq and is a predicted model, not a curated record. Gene Ontology annotation, biological process: late endosome to vacuole transport via multivesicular body sorting pathway. Lineage: Eukaryota; Fungi; Mucoromycota; Mucoromycetes; Mucorales; Mycotyphaceae. The transcript has 8 exons.
AGGUCAGUAAUAUUGGAUUCGUCUGCUUAGGUUACAAGCAUGCAACAACAGAGAGAGCUACAAAAUCAAUUCAUAUUUACUGUAUACCUUGAUGAAGGUACAAUCCCAGAGCGUUUCAUGUAAUCGUGGAAAUUGAAAAACCAGGCAAUGACACAGACAUCGCAGUUUCAAAUCUAACAAGGCGAGUAAAAAUGACAAUGCAUAGGGUUACAGCUGAAUGCUUCUCUACUACAUCACUCAUCUGUAUAGACUGUAAAACUUGUGCUGAAAAGUUCAAUGGCAGGCUUAAGAAGAAUUAUAGCGUUAUCAUUUGUACUAGCUAUUGGAUUUCUAUUAGUUAUCUUAUCAUGUGCACUAUAUGAAAACUGGUGGCCUUUAUUUGUGGUCGCAACAUAUAUAUUGGCACCUCUGCCUAAUGCUAUAUGCUCGAGAUUCGAUCAUACGUAUGACGUAUUGUCAAUGGGCAACGAUAACCAGGGCAUUGUUGAUGCGGGGCAGUUCAUCACUGGUAUUUUUAUUGUAACUGGAUUUUGCUUACCAUCUGUGUUGGCACAUAAUGAAAUAAUAACAUACCCUGCUAUGGGCAUGAGUAUUGCAGGUGGUUUGCUAGUCUACGGAACAAUUAUUGCUUAUACACAUUUCUUUUCUCAGCAAAGUGAAGAUACAAUUUGAAUAUGCUAAUAUACCUCUUAAUACAGACACUCCGGAUAUAAAUAUUGCGAAUAGUCCAAAAGAUAACGUGUUGAUAUGCACAGUUAAAAUGACCUUGACGAACUUUGCGUUUUUUCUAAACUGAUACAAAAGCAAAUCGAUUUUAUUUACUUUUUCUUUUGUAGAUCAUUUAUAAACUACUUUUUUUUUUUUUUUG